UGUGCACGAGCAGCACUCAGUUGAUGGGAGGGUCACCGCUUGCAGACUGGAGACAGGAUCCAUGGCAACAAACAUGGCAGAGGCAGAGACCCGUCAGAGGCUGCUGCGCACCGUCAAAAAGGAGGUGAAGCAGAUCAUGGAGGAAGCCGUCACCAGGAAAUUUGUUCACGAAGACAGCAGCCAUAUUGUGUCCUUUUGUGCUGCCGUGGAGGCAUGUGUUUUGCACGGGCUGAAACGAAGAGCAGCAGGUUUUCUGCGCAGCAACAAAAUAGCAGCUCUCUUCAUGAAGGUGGGGAAGAGCUUCGCCCCGGCUGAGGAGCUGUGUAGAAAGGCCCAGGAGCUCGAGCAGAUCAUCGAGACAAAACGGAGUCAAAGCUUGCAAAGUCAAGACAGCCUUCGCAAAAUGCCCCGUCUGCCCAGCCUCACCCCCCAGGGAGUCAGAAACCUGUGGAUCAGGACGGCUCUGUUUGAGAAAGUGCUGGACAAGAUUGUCCUCUACCUGGUGGAGAAUAGCAGUAAAUUCUACGAGAAAGAGGCUGUGUUAAUGGACCCUGUGGAUGGACCCAUCCUCGCCUCUUUGUUAGUGGGGCCUUGUGCUUUGGAGUACACAAAGAUGAAGACAGCUGACCAUUUCUGGACAGACCCGUCUGCUGAUGAGUUGGUACAAAGACAUCGAAUCCAUGGAGGCCACUGCAGACAGGAUUCUCCAACUAAGAGACCUGCACUGUGUAUCCAGAAGCGGCACUCCAGCAGCAGCAUGGAUGAGCGCCCUUCCCCUUCACCAUCAGCUCGUGAAUACGUGGAGUCCCUGCAUCAAAACAACAGGGUGACCCUGCUGUUUGGCAAAAACAAUGUGCUUGUACAACCGAGGGAUGACAUGGAAGCUGUCCCAGGCUAUCUUUCUCUACACCAGAACGCUGACAUCAUGACCCUGAAGUGGACACCGAAUCAGCUAAUGAACGGCUCAGUUGGGGACUUGGACUAUGAGCGCAGUGUCUACUGGGACUAUGCUAUGACAAUUCCUCUUGAGGAGAUAGUUUACUUGCACUGUCAUCAGCAAGUGGACAGUGGAGGGACGGUGGUGCUGGUCAGUCAGGAUGGAAUCCAAAGACCUCCACUUCGCUUCCCCAGGGGAGGCCACCUGCUUCAGUUCCUCUCCUGCCUGGAGAAUGGCUUGCUUCCUCACGGCCAGCUUGAUCCUCCGCUCUGGUCUCAGAGGGGAAAGGGAAAGGUGUUUCCUAAACUAAAGAAGAGAGUCCCUCAGGGAUCUGUAUCCUCAGACUCGGUCUCAGAUAAGGAGGAGGACGAGGCCACAGACUACGUCUUCCGCAUCCUGUUUCCAAACAGCCAGUCAGAGUUUGUAACUGUCACCCAUCCGCAUUACACUCAUCUGACUUCCUCCCUUUUCCCUCAUAUGAGUGGACAGUCCCGCAUCCAAACAGGGAACGUGGUUGUACCCAAGAGGUCCUGCACCUGUCCUGACGAAUCCCCCUCACUCACAGGAAGCAGCUUGACUCCUCCAGACUUGAUGGAUCAGGGAGCUACGAUGUGGCACCCAACUCUCAGGAAGGCUUCGUGUUCCUCUUGUUCUCAGGGCAGCUUCUCAGAUGGAUCAACACCCAAGGGGUGCAACCAUGAGAGGACUCCUCUGAAGCUGCUCUGCGACAAUAUGAAGUAUCAGAUCAUCUCUCGGGCGUUCUAUGGCUGGCUGGCAUACUGUCGUCACCUGUCCACUGUGCGUACACACCUCUCCGCUCUGGUCAAUCACACCAUUGUGGCCCCCGACGUGCCUCGCGAUGCCUGCAAAGGGCUCACAACAGACGUGUGGCAGACGUUCCUCCAGGACUGCACAGCGUAUGAAGAGAAGGAGCUGCUUCGCCUGGUCUACUUUGGUGGUGUUGAAGCCUCGCUGCGUAAAGAGGUGUGGCCUUUUCUGCUGGGUCAUUAUCAGUUUGGGAUGUUGGAGGAGGAGAGGAAGGAGGUGGAUGAGCAAGUCCGCGUGUGCUACCAGCAGACCAUGCAGGAGUGGCUUAGCUGUGAGGAGAUCAUCAAGCAGCGAGAGAAGGAGCAGCAUGCUGCAGCAUUAGCAAAGUGCUCCUCUGGAGCAAGCAUGGAUAGCACCAGUCAAAAGAUGGUCCACCAUGACUCAACUGUCAGCAGUGAGUCACAGUCCUCCCAGAGUUCAGACCGGCAGAGUCUGGCUCGCCUCCAGAGUGACUCCAGCAGCAGCACACAGUUCUUCACAUCCUCCCAUCCCUUCCCCUGGAGUAGCCUGCUUCCCUUUGGCUUGUUCUUUCAGGUGUUUGAGUCCGUAGAGGAGGUGGACCAGAUUGAGAUGGAGCCCAAGAGCGAGGAGGCCAAACAGGUGCCAAAGAUGCCAAACGGGGCUCUGCAGAACGGGACCAGCUCUCCUGACUCUGGACAUCCCUCCUCCCGGAACUUCUCUGUCACCUCAGGGCUGUCAGACGGCUCCCUCAGCACAGAGGACAGCGCUGCACCUGAUCUGAGCCAGAGAUCUGCAACUGUCAAACCUGGAGGGGUAGAAAGUGAAAGUCUGACAGAGGAAAUGGACAGCAGGGGUAAAGGUAAAGGGAAGGACAAACAGGAGGAGAGGGAGGAGAAAGGAGCUGAUGCGACUGAAACAGCAGAAAAUACCAGCAGUGAGGUGACAGGUGAGAAUGUGAUCCAACCCUUUGAAGAAGGGCUUGUAGAGGCCAACAAAGAGACAAGACCACCUCUCAAAACACAACAAAUUAGUGAGGAGUGUGAGGUAAUUAAAACAGAAGAAGAAAAAGACUUCAAAGGAGUUAAAUCUUUAGAGUCAGAGGAAGCACAAAAAGGACAGUCCAAUGAGAACACUUUGAUGGUAUCAGCAGCUGCAGCAGAAAUAGUUGGAGAACUCAGUGAGCAGGAAAAAUAUGCAGAGGAAACAUCAAAGAAAAGCGCAGAAACCAUUGUGGAAAUAACAAAGGAAAUGGACCAAUCAAAUACAAGCAAAUCACAAGAGGUUUCUGUGGUGGAAUGCAAAGAAAGUACGUCUGUAGAAGCCUCUGAAGUUGAAAAGAGCCUCAUUUUCCCAGCAGACACCAGUGUAUCCAGGGCAAGGGAAGCUUACCUCAGCUCCCAGAUAGACGAGGCUCAGGUCAUGACUGAAUCUGAUGAGUCUCCCUCGGCCAUAGAGAUGGAGGAGAUCCCCACAGCCAAAGUUUCCAUGGUGCCUUGGAGCAGGAAGGGACAUUGUCCUCUUUCUGAGGACUCGGCCCCAAACACGGAUCGCCAGGAGCAGCAGGAGAAGCCCAGUCCAGAGGGCACGGAGUCCAUCCUGUCAGAGGAGCCAGAGAUGGAGAGUCUCUACCCUCAGUUUGACUCUCUGGCCGGGUCAGAAAUCACCAAGAAUGAAGCAACGCAUCAAGGAUCUGCUGAGUGCACCUUCUCUCAAGAGCUUUUGGACCUGUACACAUUAAAUCUGCACCGCAUUGAUAAGGAUGUUCAGCGCUGUGACAGAAACUACUGGUACUUUACUCCUGCAAACCUGGAGAAACUGCGCAACAUCAUGUGCAGCUACAUCUGGAGGCACCUUGACAUCGGUUACGUGCAAGGCAUGUGUGAUCUGCUCGCUCCUCUUCUAGUCAUUCUGGAUGAUGAGGCUCUAGCCUUCAGCUGCUUCACAGAGCUCAUGAAGCGAAUGAAUCAGAACUUUCCACAUGGAGGGGCCAUGGACACUCACUUUGCCAACAUGCGCUCCUUAAUCCAGAUCUUGGAUUCUGAGCUGUUUGAGCUAAUGCACCAGAAUGGAGACUACACCCACUUCUACUUCUGCUACCGCUGGUUCCUCCUCGACUUCAAGCGAGAGCUGGUCUAUGACGACGUAUUUGCAGUGUGGGAAACAAUCUGGGCGGCAAAGAACGUCUCCUCCAGUCACUUUGUCCUCUUCAUUGCUUUGGCACUGGUGGAGAUCUACAGGGACAUCAUCCUGGAGAACAACAUGGACUUCACUGACAUAAUUAAGUUCUUCAAUGAAAUGGCCGAACACCACAACAUCAAGCAGAUUCUGACCCAGGCCAGAGAUCUGGUGUGCAAGGUGCAGCUGCUGAUAGAGAACAAGUGAUUGGCUCCGUUCGUCCUCUUUUUCCUUCCAAAUGUCGAUGAACAGCUGUAGCAGCAUUUAAGUAACACAAAUAGAAGCACGCACACAAACACACACAGACAUGACACAAGGCCUUUACAAUCACUGUUUGCUGCUAUGAGCCUUAUAACUGUAUCCACAAUGAUGUUUGUGUUGUUAACAGCUGUGUGAGAAUAUUGUGCUUCAUAUUUCUCAGUAUGUUCACGUGAAAAACAAAUCUAUCUAAAAGAAUAUUAGUUUAAUUUUAGGUAUUUUUGUCUGGAAUCCCUCAAGUGUCCAUUGAAAUCUGAGUGCACUUACUAUUUUGAGAUGAGUCUGGUUUUUAGUGGCACAUUUUAAACCAAAAAAUUCACAGCAAACUCAAGCAGAGACUAUAUUUAUGAGAGAAAUAAAUGAUGGUUGUUUGUAAUACUUAUUUUGAUAGUCAGAGUUUAAAGGAUAAAACUGAAUUUUAUCAGCAGGGUUCAGCCCUUAUAAUGUCCCCCGAUAAAAGACUGAAUGUCAGAAGUUUUAUUUCCUUUAAUAACACCCCAAGAUCUGAUUAAUUUUACUGGCAUGUUGUCCAUUAUAUAACCUCUGGUAUUUAAACCCACAUUAAUAUAAGAAUAAGGAUUUAGCUUUUAUUAUCAUGUCAGUGAUUUAGCAUCAAACAGUGUUUUAAUGUCCUAGAACUGCCUUCUCAGCCAAAUAUUAUGUCUUAUUUGUUAUGUGUGACUUGUACUGUACUGAGAGAAAAAUGUGUUAAACUUAUGCAGAUUAUAUUAUGUUUGAACGUGUGAAAUCAUAUCCUUAUAUUUAUGUGACUUAUGGAUGUGUGAGUAGACAUUCAUAUUAAAAAAACAAGCCUGAGUUUUUUCUUUAUGUUGUGACUCACUGUAUAUUUUGUAAAAUUGUGUAGUUUACUCUCCUUGGUUCUCGUCUUGUAACGUCUGGAAGCUGGUUGUUGCAUUAAAUGUUAUUUUCAGCUCGAGCAUGAUUAUGAAAAGAGAGAACAGAUGAUGAAGGCUUCCACAUCGCACUCAGAUACUUGAAGCUUGAGAGGGAUGAAACAGGGAGAUGAAAAUGAAAGGCAAAGGCUGUUUAGAAUGAAUUGUGCAUGACUUUAUGUUGUAAGGCAGAUUUUUGACUCAUGAGGACAUACAGUUCAUAUAUUUUUAGCCCCUUAAAUUAGCACUCAAGUUGAUCUUAGUCUCAAACUUUCAUCUGCCUACAACUUGAGUAUGUUCGUCUUCAGGUGUUGCUUCUUGAUUGUGGUUAGAUUGGCCCUAAAUAUCGGUGUUUCUUUGUAACUGCUGUCUGAAAAAACAAACAUUUUAUUUAUUGUAACAUUUAUUUGCCAAAUUAUUUAUUUAUUUAUACAUGUAUUCACUUUUUUCAUUCAGAUGCUGCUUUAUUUGUUAAGCUAAUAUUUUUUUAUUUUGUGGCCAGUUGAUCAUGUGUAUUGUAAAACAAUCAAAUUCUACACUUGGAGUUCAUACAUCUAUAUACAGUAUAUAUUAAAUGGUAUAUGUUUUCUUAAUAAAAAAUAAAAUGGAAUCAUCAUUAUUUUCCCAG
Molecule: messenger RNA, 5680 nt
Organism: Cheilinus undulatus (humphead wrasse)
Lineage: Eukaryota; Metazoa; Chordata; Actinopteri; Labriformes; Labridae
Gene: sgsm1a
Product: small G protein signaling modulator 1a
Exons: 26
Coding region: 62-4108 (1348 amino acids)
Biological process (GO): activation of GTPase activity
Molecular function (GO): GTPase activator activity
Source: RefSeq, a predicted model, not a curated record